AUGAGGAGAAGCUUUUUCUUGUGGCCGGCGGCAUGCCUGGCUCUUAUAGGGCUGACCCUUUAUUUGCGCCAUGAGCGGCUCACGCCCGUGCCACGCCCACAUUUUCUCCCGCCGGAUGGAAGCACGAGGAUUAUACCAUCGGCAUCGGCAUCGGCUACCAAUAUCCCCGAGGCCACUGAUGCCCCGAAAGGGACCACCACCACAGGACGCGUUUUGCCCCAAGAGACAAGGGCGGCGUACAUCAAAGCCAUCAUGGAUCCAGCCGCGGGGGAUUUGCCCCGACUGGAAUGUCCCGAUCUGAAUGUAUCCCGGUAUCAGCAUCUACAGGCCGAUAAGAUCGCCGGUUCCAGCACCGACUCAACCAUCCAGUACUAUUUCGCCCUCGACCUGCGGCAAUGUCUCACCCUACUGCCACGGCUCAUCGGCAGCGUGGUAGAAGCCAUCCGCUUCCUGGGCCCCAACAGCUGCGCCCUAUCGAUCAUCGAGGGCAACUCAGAGGACGGCACCGGCGAGGUCUUGGCCGCCCUGCGCCCCGAACUCGAAGCGCUAGGCACAACCUACUACUUCAGCACAAGCGACAUCAACCCGAAAGAGGGCAACCGCAUCGACAAGCUAGCCCGCCUACGAAACAUGGCCCUCCAGCCAAUCUUCGACGAUGCGGAAAAAACCCCCACAGGUAAUACCAGUACCAGUACCAGUACCAAACGCUUCUCCGCCAACAGCACGACAGUCAUCUUCCUCAACGACGUGGCCGCCUGCGCCGAGGACAUCCUCGAGCUGGUCCACCAGCGCGCGCUUCUCGGCGCCGACAUGGUCUGCGGCAUGGACUGGACGUACGUCGGGCGCGACCCGACCUUCUACGACGUGUGGAUCGCACGCGGCCUGCGCGGCGGCGACUCCUUCUUCGAGAUCCCGCCCGACGGCAGCUGGGACUCGGCCUGGAACCUGUUCUGGAACGACCCGGAUGCCCAGUCGCGCUUCCGCGCCCGCCAGCCGUUCCAGGUGUUUUCCUGCUGGAACGGCGCGGCUGUGUUCGGCGCCGCGCCGCUCCUCGAGAAGAGCGGGAUUAGGUUCCGCGCCGAGAGGGAGGGGGAGUGUCGGCAGGGCGAGCCGCAGCUUUUCUGUAAGGAUUUGUGGUUCCAUGGGUAUGGCAAGAUUGCGGUUGUUCCGACAGUCAACUUGGAGUACUCGGAUGAGGCGGGGAAGAGGAUCAAGGAGGCAAAAGGGUAUGUGUCCCGCUGGGUGGGCGCGCCGGAGUGGAAGGAUGAGAAGAUUGAGUGGCAGCGGGAGCCGCCGGAGAAGGUUAAGUGCAUGGCGGUAUAUGAGAAUCAGUUCUUCGAGCCCUGGAAUAUAACGCAGCCUGGGACUUGA
This is a messenger RNA of Chaetomium strumarium, 1371 nucleotides long. Its product is annotated as glycosyltransferase family 69 protein. The transcript has 2 exons. The record is from RefSeq and is a predicted model, not a curated record. The coding region runs from base 1 to 1371 and encodes 456 amino acids. NCBI's taxonomy places the organism in Eukaryota, Fungi, Ascomycota, Sordariomycetes, Sordariales, Chaetomiaceae.